Messenger RNA from Botrytis deweyae, 1776 nucleotides. RefSeq lists its product as uncharacterized. Bases 1 to 1776 code for a protein of 591 amino acids. Gene Ontology annotation, molecular function: transmembrane transporter activity. The transcript is spliced from 2 exons. Gene Ontology annotation, biological process: transmembrane transport. The record is from RefSeq and is a predicted model, not a curated record. Lineage: Eukaryota; Fungi; Ascomycota; Leotiomycetes; Helotiales; Sclerotiniaceae.
AUGUCAGACACAGAGAGUAGUACCUCGAAUCCCAAAGAUGUCCUCUAUGACUCCAUCCUCAACAACCGCACAAAAGAUCCCCAAACACCCAUCACCCGCACUCCCACCCACAAAUCCACACACUCCCGGCGCGGAAGCACCACGCUCCGCAACACCCCAACCCAUCUCUCGCAAAAAGAAACCCGAGAUCCAAAUCUCGAUAUCAAUCUUCCCUAUCGAACACUCAGUCCCAAUGCCAAUCUCUCCGAAUACACAGCCGAGAAACCAGAAGGUGAAAUUCCCUCUGCGGAAAGAAAUGGAAAGAUAGAUUAUAAACUCGUUACUUUCCUGCCCGAUGAUCCGGAGAAUCCUAAAAAUUGGUCAAAGGCGUUUAAAUGGUAUAUCACCAUGGUCGUUGCAUUGACGUGUUUUGUGGUUGCCCUCGCUUCGUCAAUUAUCACGGCGGAUCUGGUUGGAGUGGAAGAGGAGUUUAAUGUUUCUGAGGAGGUAGCUCUUCUCAGUAUCACGGUUUUUGUGAUGGGUUUUGGUAUUGGUCCCAUGAUGUUUGCACCUCUUUCCGAAGUCGUCGGUCGCCGCUGGAUAUACGGAGUGACAUUAUUCCUCGCAGUCAUCUUCAUCGUUCCCUGCGCCGUCGCGCAAAACAUCCAAACCCUCCUCGUCUGUCGCGCUCUCGAUGGAAUAUCGUUUUCCGCCCCCAUGACCCUCGUCGGUGGUACGCUCGCCGAUCUCUGGCGCACCGAAGAACGCGGGGUCCCUAUGGCCGCCUUCUCCGCCGCCCCUUUCAUCGGUCCCGCCAUCGGUCCUCUGAUCGGCGGCUUCCUCUCCGACGCAGCAGGCUGGCGCUGGCUCUACUACAUCCAAAUCAUCUUCGCCUUUGUCGUCUGGGUCCUCAUCACCUUCACCGUUCCCGAAACCUACGCGCCCACCAUCCUCGCGCGCCGAGCCAGAAAAAUGCGCGAGCAAUCCGGCGAACAGGAACACGUCACAGAACAAGAUCUCGAUCUACGCCCCUUCGCAGAACGUCUCCGUAUCUUCCUCAUCCGUCCUUUCCAACUGCUCUUCGGAGAACUCAUCGUCUUCCUCAUUUCUCUCUACAUGAGCGUUCUCUACGGUCUGCUCUACAUGUUCUUCGUCGCCUUCCCCAUCGUCUACCAAGAAGGAAAAGGGUACUCCGCUGGCACAACAGGACUCAUGUUCAUUCCUCUCGCUCUCGGGGUCAUCGCAUCGGCUCUGUGCGCUCCAAUCGUAAACCGCAAUUACAUGAGCCAAGUACGAAAAUACAACGGACAUCCCCCCGCCGAAGUGCGACUCAUCCCCAUGAUGUGUUCCUGCUGGUUCAUCCCCAUCGGUCUCUUCAUCUUCGCAUGGACCUCCUAUCCCCAACUCCACUGGAUCGGGCCCGCUAUCGGCGGCUUUCCCGUCGGCUUCGGAUUCAUCUUCCUCUACAACGCGGCAAACAAUUAUCUCGUAGAUAGUUACCAACAUCAAGCCGCUUCCGCGCUCGCGGCGAAAACUUUCCUCCGAUCGUUUUGGGGGGCCGCGGUCGUGCUUUUCACGGAACAGAUGUAUGCGCGACUGGGGUAUCAGUGGGCGAGUUCGCUACUGGCGUUUAUAGCGUUGGCGUGCUGUGCGAUUCCGUUUGUGUUCUGGGUGUGGGGCGCGAGGAUUAGAGAGAAGAGUCGGUUUGCGUAUGCGGGAGGGGAUGAGGAGGGAGUGGGGAGGAGGGUGGAGGAGGAGGAGUUGGAGAGGCAGAGAAGUUAUGUUAGUACUCCUUAG